AUGAAAUCAGUGGCUGAAGAUGAUGUAAUUUACAGAACAAUCGAUAGCGCACUGCAGUGUGGCUGCAGACUUAUAGGUAAGAGAAGUCAGGUUCACUGCAGACUGUUUGCAGAAUUUAAAAGUGUCUCAUAAGGUAGUCAAUGCAUAGAGUAUUACCCCGUGAGAAGGGGGGUAUGUACUGCCAUAUACAGCUAUUUCAAGAAAGGUUGUCGGAAAAAAUGUGCAUGCGACAAUCCCGAAAGGUAAUAUGGGAUAUGUUCAAUACACUGUUCCUGACACUGUAGCUGUCGAACCUACUUUUGUUGCUUUCCUUUAGCACUAGCAGACAUAUGUCCAUGACCUCUCCUGCCAUUCUUUCAAAUUUCUUUGAAAAACAGUGCACUCAAAACCACCCACAAUACCUGUCGGGGUUGUCGCGUGCACUUUAUCCAACAACCUUUCUCGAAAUAGCUGUAUAGGCUAUAUACAUACCUGCCAACCCCCGGAGUACAAAAAACUGGAGACGUCUAGAAAUCUUCAACAAUGUCUGAAUACUCUCCAAAAAUCACCCGAAGGCCUUCCUAAUGUUCCCAACAUCAAUAACAGCGUGUGAAAACCGCGCCAACUUUCUACCAAGUAUUGUGCAAUUUGGUUGGUUAAUUUCUGACCAAUUAUGAUACUCGUUAAAUAUACAUCAAUUUGAUUGCUCUGUUUUACAUUUUCCGAUCAAGAACAGCUCAAAUAAGAGGACUAAAUUCACUUCUUGUUUCAUUUUCCUUUUUGACUUCUCAAAAAUAACAAAAUUAAUCAAAAAAUUCAUAAAAAGGGGGCGGUAGGUAUUUCCGGGAGAUUUGGUGCUCUAACUGGGAGACCGGGAGAUCUGAUGAAAAACUUGGAGACUCCUGGGAAAACCGGGAGAGUUGGCAGGUAUGUGUAUAGGUAUAUGCUGCUGCAAAGUGUAUGGUUUAGAUUUAGGUUUACUUGCAACUCAUUAAGCUUUUGUGCUGAACUGUGCUGCUGACCUCAGUACUUUUUGAAAAAUAGCAACUCUAGGAUAGGCCAUAGGAAGGUAUUUUAGGAGUUUAGUCUAGUAAAGGGCAGCAAAGUUCAGGUGGGCUAGGUCCAGUGUAGGCCAGGGGUUCCACAGUCCCAGCAGCUCAUCCCUAUCCAAGAAUUCUUAAGGUACCUCCCCCAGGGACAUUUUACAUUAAUGACAUGAUUCUUGAGUGCUCAUUAAUCAGGGGCUAUGGUCUGUGAGAGCAUUGACAAAGUUUUCAAAUUAUGGCAUAAUGAUGACACAAUGUGUUUUUUUCUGUUACUCGCACACAUUUUCCAAGAAAGUUCACCAGAAAUGGACACAGAGACAACAAUUUCCAUUGUCUAGACUCCUAACGGCAACAGAAAUGUGUUGCUUCAGUAAAUAUCCAUACUGUUUACACAGUGGUUUUUUUUUAUCCUGCAACCUCUUUGAAAUUCCAGUUUAGCUUCAUACUUUCCAUUAAAAAGUUUGGUCCUCAAGACCCCACGUUUGUCUUAAGCACUUAUAGGCACUGAGAUGUUUUAUGCACAAAGGGAAACAGUGUAACAGAACUUGUCAUACAGUCGACUCCUGGUAACUCGAACCCUCCACAACUCGAACCUCCCGUUAACUCGAAGUAAUUUUCAUUUCCCUUCAGAUCAUUUUCCAUAUAAUUUUACCCUUGAUUAACUCGAACUCCCGAUAACUCGAACUUUUUUCUAUUUCCCUUGAAGGUUCGAAUUAUCGGGAGUCGACUGUAUUUCCUUAAGCCUUUCCAUAAACAACAAGAAGUGACAAUAACAAAAUAUUAAUUUCCCGUUAUCAUAUUGUAGUCUCAUGCACAAUGAGUUAAGGCUUUGAGUCUUGAUUAUUUUUUGCUUGCUGUAAACAGACACAGCUGCUGUUUAUCGGAAUGAAGCAGAUAUUGGACGUGCACUAAAAGAGCUUCUACCAAAGUAUGGCCUUUCCAGACAAGAUGUCUUCAUAACAAGCAAACUGUGUGAGUCUUUGGAAUUUCUCUAA
This is a messenger RNA of Porites evermanni, 2020 nucleotides long. The record is from the annotation of a GenBank genome assembly. NCBI's taxonomy places the organism in Eukaryota, Metazoa, Cnidaria, Anthozoa, Scleractinia, Poritidae.